Molecule: messenger RNA, 2978 nt
Organism: Manihot esculenta (cassava)
Lineage: Eukaryota; Viridiplantae; Streptophyta; Magnoliopsida; Malpighiales; Euphorbiaceae
Product: ATP-dependent DNA helicase Q-like 2
Exons: 19
Coding region: 149-1870 (573 amino acids)
Biological process (GO): double-strand break repair via homologous recombination; DNA replication
Cellular component (GO): cytoplasm; chromosome; mediator complex
Molecular function (GO): nucleic acid binding; 3'-5' DNA helicase activity; ATP binding
Source: RefSeq, a predicted model, not a curated record
AGUUUGAGGCGAGUUCGGCCGAACUGAUUCCUGUCCAAACCAUAUGUCCCUUGCUCCAUUAACCCUACGCGGCCUACUCGUACAGUUCAAAAUAACACCGAAUUGCUCGACCCACUCACUCGAAACUUCAAUCCUUUGAAUAAAAACCAUGGAAACUGAAGAGAUAUUAGCAGAGCUUGACAACGUAGAGACACAAAUUCAAGAUGUCCAAGGCCAGAUACAGGUGUUACUGGAUCAGCAAGAGAAGUUGUACGAGAGACAAUCCGAACUGAAAGCUAUUCUGGAAGCAUGUAGAGCGUUUGGGAGCCCAAAAGCCACUGAUGAUGCUCCCCCCACUGCAUUGGAGGACUGGUCGGGGACAUUUGAUUGGGACUCUAAAGCUGAUCAUUAUAAGUUUCAUGUAUUUGGCAUUUCCAAAUAUCGUGCUAAUCAGCAUGAAAUCAUCAAUGCUGUCAUGAGUGGGAGAGAUGUGCUUGUAAUUAUGGCUGCAGGUGGAGGCAAGAGUCUAUGUUACCAGCUCCCAGCUAUUCUUUGUGAUGGGAUUUCUCUUGUUGUUAGUCCAUUGAUUUCUUUAAUUCAAGAUCAGGUUAUGGGUUUAAAAGCUUUAGACAUUCCAGCAUCAAUGCUUACAUCAACCACUGGGAAAGAGGAAGAAAAGUUUAUAUACAAGGCCCUUGAAAAGGGUGAAGGAGUUAAGAUAUUGUAUGUCACACCUGAAAAGAUAUCAAAGAGCAAAAGGUUUAUGUCAAAACUUGAAAAGUGCCAUCAUGGAGGUCAUCUCUCUCUAAUUGCAAUUGAUGAGGCUCAUUGCUGUAGUCAGUGGGGUCACGACUUUCGUCCUGACUACAAGAACCUUGGUAUCCUCAAGAUUCAGUUUCCCAAAGUUCCUAUGUUGGCUUUGACCGCGACUGCCACUCAAAAAGUCCAAUAUGAUCUGAUGGAGAUGCUGCAUAUUCCAAAAUGUGUGAAAUUUGUUAGCACAGUCAACAGGCCAAAUCUCUUUUAUAUGGUUCGAGAAAAGGCAUCAGUUGCUAAGGUGGUUAUUGAUGAAAUUGCUGAGUUCAUUGAAGAAUGUUAUCCAAAUAAUGAAUCUGGAAUAGUAUAUUGCUUCUCCAGGAAGGAAUGUGAACAGGUUGCAGCAGAGUUGCGUGAGAGAGGAAUUUCAGCAGAUUAUUACCAUGCAGAUAUGGAUGUCAAGUCUCGGGAGAAGGUACAUAUGAGGUGGAGCAAAAAUAAGUUGCAGGUCAUUGUUGGUACGGUGGCAUUUGGUAUGGGAAUCAACAAACCAGAUGUCAGGUUUGUCAUCCAUCACAGCCUGAGUAAAUCGAUGGAAACGUACUACCAGGAAAGUGGCCGAGCAGGACGGGAUGGAGCCCCUUCUGAAUGUCUGCUCUUUUUUAGACCUGCUGAUGUUCCCAGGCAGAGUUCAAUGGUCUUCUAUGAGAAUUCUGGACUGCAGAAUCUUUAUGACAUAGUACGAUAUUGCCAGUCAAAAAGACAAUGUCGCCGAAGUGCCUUUUUCCGACAUUUUUCUGAGUCAUUACAAGACUGCAACGGGAUGUGUGAUAACUGUGCAUUCUCCAGCGAUAUAAUAGAAGUUGAUGUGUCUGAACAUGCAAAAAUGAUGGUUUCGUUUCUGCAAGAUAUGCAAGAGAAUGAUCAACGACUGACAUUGUUGCAACUGGUGGACAAAAUGAAAAAUAAGCACAAAGAAAUAGGUGCUGAGCUUAAGAGAGAAGAGUUAGAGCAGCUUGUUAUACAGCUUAUUCUUGAAAGUGUUUUGAAAGAAGAAUUUCAGCAUACAGCAUAUGCCACAAAUGCUUAUGUGAAAAUAGGACCAUUGGCCAGGCAGGUACUGCAAGGUAUCUAGACCAAAAAUAAUAAUUCUAAGUCCCUUUUCACAACACGAGGAAAAGUCAACUUUGGCAUUUUGGGCACCACAGGUAUCUCUAUCCUCUCAUUCACUUGUUGACCAAAAUUUUGUUGGCUACUAUUCGAUAUAUCUUGGUUUUGGUUUGCCUUCAAUAGCAAACUUAUUCAAAGAUUUGCUGAGCUAAGUCAUUCAAAUGUAAUCAUUGUAUGAAAUAAUUCAACUUUUUUGCUAGAUUUAUUGAAUCACCCAUGACGACCAACUUUUCUUCCGCCUUUUCUGCCAAGGAUAAAUACUUAGCUAUAACUUCAAGCAAAGCUUGUAUCUCUUUUUGUUCAUGAUAUUGCUGUUGAUUCCAUUCCUCAUAUAAUUGGAUGUAGGAAUUCAAUUUAUGUUGUAAACUAGAUUGAUCUCCUAUGAUGCCUGCUUUGAUAACAAAUUGUUAUGGUCCUAGGGUAUGAAUCACGUCAUGGGAUUGUUGAUAGAAAAGAAGCUUAUUAGAGAGAGCUAUUAAUAUUUUAGACUCGUUAACGAGAGUCUUAAAUCUCAUAAUUUUAGGAAUAAAUUCUGCUUGUUCUAUUGAAUAAUAUUAAUCCUCUUAUAUAGUCGGAGUUCAUACAAUCAUAAUACUUCUAAUUAAAGUAGAAGUCGAACUCCUAAAAUAAAAUAACAGAAAUCUAAUAACAAGCUUAUAAAAUAAGGUAAGAUAGAGAUACUAGAGAUAAGAUAGUAGAUAAAUAUAAUCCGUUUGCUAUGGAUGCUACGGAUUUAUUCUAUCCGUUAUUCAUAAUGUUGAUCAAAUUUAAAUGAGAGUUUCACUGUUUCAGCAUGCAGCACAUGCAUAAUGAUAAUCAUUGAGUAUAAUUCAAGGUUCCUAAUUUAUAAUAUAAAACUAUAUAACAUAAUUAUGAUAACAUAUUAUUCUAUUAUAAAACAUAUUUUAAAUUAAAUAAAUGAUACUUCUAUAUUUAUUAAAAUGUGUGAUUAUCAUAUUUUUAUACUUAUUUUUAUUAAAAUUUGAAAUCCUACAACAGUACUAUGCACGCUGGCUCAUUUACGGAUAAUGCUGUGUCCUUUGAUAGUUUUUCUUGUUAUUUUCUCUCACUUU